UCAAGACAGCUAGGAUGAGUUUAACGUUUGAGGAAGGUGGGAGCAUCAUCUUCAAGAACCGGGAUGAGCUGGUGGAGUUCAUUAAGAGCUCAGCGGAAACUGCUAGCACUGCUUACUCUAUGGACGUGUUCUGGCUUAUCAUCUGUGCUGGACUAGUGUUCCUCAUGCAGGCUGGAUUCGCUCUGGUGGAAGUGGGAAGUGUCAGAAUAAAGAACACAAAGAACAUUCUAAUAAAGAAUAUGCUAGACGCUUGUAUUGGAGCUCUUUCUUUCUGGCUUAUCGGUUAUGCUUUCGCUUUUGGAGAAAACAACUCCUUUAUAGGUGCGGAUGGGUUCGCACUGAAGACUCUGGAUAUACCGCAAGAAGAAACUCCGGACAGGUUGUAUCAGGGAAAUAAUUACGCUUUCUUUUUCUUCCAGUGGGCAUUUGCUGCCACAGCUGCCACUAUAGUUUCAGGCGCAGUAGCUGAAAGAUGUCAGGUCAUUGCCUACUUUAUCUACUCUUUCAUGCUCACAAUAUUCGUGUAUCCUGUGGUCGUUCAUUGGGGUUGGUCCGGAAAUGGAUGGGCCUCCGCCUUCAUUAAACCGGAAGAUAGGCUAUUCGGGGUUGGAGUUAUAGACUUUGCUGGCAGUACUGUUGUCCACAUGGUGGGAGGACUGACGGCCCUUAUUGGGGCCAUAUUCCUGGGGCCCCGUACCGGGAAAUAUAGAGGGGGCGAGGUGCAGGUUAUGGUGUUUCAGAGUUCUACUUUCCAGACUCUCGGGACUCUGAUCUUGUGGUUCGGAUGGUACGGGUUCAACUGUGGCAGUACAAUAACCAUAGCUGGUGCUGCAUCAGAUGUAGCUGGUAAAGUUGCUGUUACAACUACAAUUUCAGCCGCCAGCGCAGGUGUCACAUCCACCAUAAUGGGUGUUAUUUUCGAGGGACACAUCAACAUUGGCAGAACAAACAACGGUAUUUUGGCGGGAUUGGUCAGCAUUACAGCUGGAUGUUCAGUGGUGGACGUAGAGUUGGCUUUUGUUGUUGGUAUCAUCGGUGGAAUAAUCUACUUCUCCUCUUCUCAGCUAUUAGUGUUCCUGCGUAUAGAUGACGUAGUGGACGCUUCCCCUGUCCACUUCUUCUGCGGAAUGUGGGGCACCAUUGCAGCUGGAUUGUUUGCGGAGCCGGAUAAUGUGAAGAUGGCCUAUGGUACUGGGAGUUGUGGGCUCUUCUACAAGUGCAAUGGAAACGGAGGAAAGCAGUUGGGAGCGAACUUGGUGUUCAUCCUCGCUGUUUCUGCAUGGGUCGGCCUUUUCGCUUUCAUCAUCUUCGGACUUCUAAGCCUGAUGAAGCUGCUACGAGUAUCUGAAGAGACCGAGAAGAUGGGUCUUGACAUAAAGGAACACGGUGGAGCUGCGUACGAGAUGAACGCAAGAAGAUCCGUAUGGGACAGCUUCAGCAAAGAUGCGAAACGAACUAGGAGGUCCAGGAAGGAUUCAAACAGCAGAUCUGAAGGGGUGGUCCUCGAGAAUGGGACAAAUAUUCCGGAACCAGUUCCAGAGGCUGAAGCUUAAAGCUUGACUUAUCUUUAUGUUACCCUAAACAUGAUGUCCCGGACAAUAGGACUUUAUUAUAAUUAUUGUUAAUAAUAAUAAUAUGACUUUAUUAUGGUUGCGAUGGGCUUCAGCAGUUUCAGUAGAGUUUAUUCGCUUAAGAACUCCGUAAAUAAUGGAUAGGUCUGAUGUUUUUGCUGGUUAUUUAAUGACGUUGCAGUGAUUGUUUUUAUAUGGUUUGUUCAAGAUUAACAUUACAAUUACUUACAUAUUUGAUACAAAAGAAACGCCAUUUUCGGACGUGAGGAGAGUUAGGACUCCUCCAACUACAUUAAAUCAAUUCCUUCUGUAACGUCCUCAAUAAAUGUAAUAGAUUUGUAGUGUUGUAAUUAGUUUGAAAUCUUAGUUUAAAACAUAGAUUUUUUUACAGUAUUACUAGUUUAACUAUUAUUUCGUUGACAAGAUAUUAUUAUGAUGUGGGUUCAGCCUGAUCGCCGAUAAUUGAGGAAGAUUUUAUAAAUACGAUAAUAUAAUGGUAAUUACUUUACGUAGACAUAUUUUUCUAUUCAGAUAAAUGUAUCUAAUUGACAUAAAGUACUUUUAGUCCAAUCUCUGCGUUUAUAUAUUUUGUAAUUCUUAUGUCAACUAUUACUCUAUAGGCUCAUUAUCAAUAAAACCAACUUUAGAU
Messenger RNA from Bolinopsis microptera, 2220 nucleotides. RefSeq lists its product as uncharacterized. Gene Ontology annotation, cellular component: plasma membrane. NCBI's taxonomy places the organism in Eukaryota, Metazoa, Ctenophora, Tentaculata, Lobata, Bolinopsidae. The transcript has 11 exons. Gene Ontology annotation, molecular function: ammonium channel activity. Gene Ontology annotation, biological process: ammonium homeostasis; ammonium transmembrane transport. Bases 15 to 1553 code for a protein of 512 amino acids. The record is from RefSeq and is a predicted model, not a curated record.